Messenger RNA from Dacryopinax primogenitus, 267 nucleotides. RefSeq lists its product as uncharacterized. The transcript has a single exon. The coding region runs from base 1 to 267 and encodes 88 amino acids. The record is from RefSeq and is a predicted model, not a curated record. Lineage: Eukaryota; Fungi; Basidiomycota; Dacrymycetes; Dacrymycetales; Dacrymycetaceae.
AUGAUUGAUUGGGAGGACCAAAAUUACGUUGCAGAGGUCGCCAAGAUGAAGUCAGUGCAUGCUGAUGCAUCGUCUGGUACAGACGUCGAAGGCAUGAGGAACUGGGUGAUAAGAACUCGAACUUCACGAAAACCACUGGCAAAGAGGUUUCGGACGGAGGUCAAGGUUGGAUACGAAGAUGUGGAAGUCAAGGCGGAGAUUACUCUAUCCGUGUACAUAGUCCUGAGCUGCCUUCGACGGAGGCGCGUGGGGUUUGGCCAGCACUAG